Molecule: messenger RNA, 10862 nt
Organism: Rhincodon typus (whale shark)
Lineage: Eukaryota; Metazoa; Chordata; Chondrichthyes; Orectolobiformes; Rhincodontidae
Gene: arhgef18b
Product: rho/rac guanine nucleotide exchange factor (GEF) 18b
Exons: 32
Coding region: 79-5013 (1644 amino acids)
Biological process (GO): small GTPase-mediated signal transduction
Molecular function (GO): guanyl-nucleotide exchange factor activity
Source: RefSeq, a predicted model, not a curated record
ACUCUGCCUCCCUGUGCUUGAGCUUUCACAGUUGCACUAUUCCUGGGGCUUGUUGGAAAAUAACUUUCAAUUUGCUAAAUGUCUGACUCUCCGCUAAAUAACUCCUGGCCCUCCUUCUCAAAGUUCUGGAUGAAGCGAUGGUCAUUUAAAAAAGAAUGCAAACAGUGCUCUCAGGAGUUUCCCCAAGUCCAGGACCGAUCUCUACCAGCUUGUGUAAACAUCGAUAACCGGUCCAACUCGCUGAGUGAGGUGGAGGGGAUGUACUUCGACAAGAUGGCUGAGGGCAAGGAUGAUCCCUUCCUGGAUUAUGAUGAUUCUGCGACAGAUGCCACGAGCAGUACAGAAGAUAUUCUCUCCUUGGAUUCGUCACUGCAAUUGGGUUCGAUGCCUUUUAGGGGUCCUAAACUUUCCCGGUAUCCGUUAACUAGUAGUUCAGAAGAUAUCACCAGAGCAGAUACUGCUUCGGGCUGCCCAGCGCAACUCAGCAAAGUUGAAAAAAACAAUGUUGUCACUCAGCUUAUGGCCUGCUGUCCUUCACAAGAAGCCACGGAAAACAAGAAGCCUUCCCUGGUUCUGAAAGCCAGUGGGUGUGGUUUGAUGGAGGGAGAUGGAGUGGGUCAGAAUAACAGUGCAUCUGACCUUGAGAAUCUAUCGGAUGAUGAAGAUCAGGAUUCAUUACCUUUGUUAAUCAGGUCCAUGUCCAGCUCCAGAAGGCACAGCUGGGAAGGUCCUUUAUCUCCUUCAGCACUUGGAGACGUGAGGAGAAGGCUCAGCCUUGAUAUGCUCGGUAUUGACAGUGAUGGAGAAGGUGAUAGAGAGGAUGAAGACCAGUUGGACCAGUCGGGCUACGAAUUAGCAGAACCGCUCAACGCCAACUCAGAAAAUGAUAUGCAGGCAACUCGGGGUCAGGGGCAAGCCAACUCAAGCAUGUUGGAGAACGAAAUAACCAAGCAGGUGAAAGAGGGUACAACGAUGAGACCACGAUUAGAAACGUAUCUGUCCAAGGGAGCUGAGAGCCGCGCUUCCCGGAGUCUGGCUCCAGCCCAAUCCAGAGAGUCAGAACCUGAAACUUCCCUGGAGAUCCACGAGGAGAAGGAAAAUUUGGAGCCCAACCACUUGCUGGUUCAACAAGUGCUGCAAGAACUGAAAGCCUUUCAUGGACACUGCAACGGUUCAACAAGCAGUGCAAGAACAGCAUCAGGAUCGGGUGCACUGCCUCGUUCAAACUCCACCCAUGAUCUGACCUGGAUGGAAUUUCUCGCAGAAAAGGAGGGUGAUGGCAAAUGUGAAAGACCUGAGAAAGAAACAAAAGUGAAAAGAACUUUAAGUUCCCUGAAGAACAGGGUGACCGGCUCCUUCAAGGAUAAGGCUAAGACCAAAGAGAAAGAAAAGGAGAGUCCCAAAGAAAAGAGGAAGUGUAACAAUGGCCACCACUUAGUGCCAGGAUCCUUCUCCAGCUCCACCAGCUGUACCCUGUGCAGCAAACCGCUGAGUGGUAAAACCAGUUAUCAGUGUAUGAUUAAUACUCACAGUGAAGCAGCUCCUAACCUGCACAGUGCUCUCCAAAUAGAGCUGGAGGAUGUGAGAAGACCGAUAGUUCCAGACUUGCGAUGGAAUGUUGUGAUAUGCAGAUUGUAUGCAAAUAGGCGGCGGCUCCCAGAAUCCCUUGCGGCCGGUUCCCGGGGGAGAGAGAGAGCGGCACAGCGACCGCCAGGAUCCCGGACACCGCGCUUGGAGUCCCCUGAGCUGGCGCGGACAUCACCCUCUUACCCCGGCUACCAGCACCCGACAGAUUGUGCAGUGAAUGUACACAAGAAUUGUAGGACACUUCUAGCUGAAUGUACCACUCCCAAGAGCAAGCAAAAAGAUUCCCAGCAGAAGUAUUCUGGAAGUCCACAGAGCAUUGCCCAGCCUGCGUCUUUACUGAAGGAGCAGUCCCGGUGCUUACCGCUGGCCACUGAUGGCACGUCUGGAGCUGUGCGGAGUAUCGGCAUGACUGUACCACCAAGAAGACCUUCCCAACCGUCUUCAACCAGUGUGAAUAGCUACACCAAUCACGGAAUAACUGCAGGGGAGAUGGAGCAGGAAGUGGAGAAUGGAAUCCCUAAAAGCAAGACUUCUGCUGAGGAAACCCAGAGUCUAAUUUCGUCAUCUGUUGAGUCACUUGUGGCAGAAGACACCAUUUAUGCCUCUCUAAAGGCAGAGUUGGAGGCAGAUGGCCAAGACUUUGAGGCUGAAUCAUGGAGUCUUGCAGUGGACCAGGCGUAUGCAAAGAAACAGAGCAAAGAAGUCAUCAAAAGACAGGAUGUAAUUUAUGAGCUAAUGCAGACAGAGAUGCACCAUCUCCGAACUCUGAAAAUCAUGCUGCAUGUAUACGAUCGGGGAAUAAAGGAGGAGCUUCAGCCCAGCCUCAGGCACCUUGUCAGCAAAAUCUUUCCCUGCUUACACCAGCUGUUGGAAAUCCAUGGAGUUUUCUUCUCCAGACUGAAGGAGCGGCGGAAAGAUUCCUUGGAGGAAGGGAGUGACCGGAAUUACCUCAUUCAUAAAAUUGGUGAUGUCCUCUCUCAACAGUUUUCAGGUGAAUGUGGAGAGGAAAUGAAGGUGCAAUAUGGGAAUUUCUGUGGUCAGCACAACGAGGCAGUGAAUUAUUACAAAGAGAUGUACCAGCAGAACAAGAAGUUCCAAAAUCUAAUCAAGAAAUUAAGUAAUUACUCUGUGGUGAGGCGUCUUGGAGUGCAGGAGUGCAUUUUACUGGUCACUCAGCGUAUAACUAAGUACCCUGUCCUGGUGGAAAGGAUUAUUCAGAAUACUGAAGCUGGUUCAGAGGAUCAUGAAGAAUUGACCAAAGCAUUGCUUCUGAUAAAGGACACAAUAACAGAGGUGGAUGAGAGGGUGAGUGUUUGUGAGAAAGCUCGGCGUUUGAAGGAGAUUGCAAAUCGAAUGGAACCCAAGUCGAUAGCCAAGCUCAAGAGUGGAGAUGCCUUCCGUAAGGGAGACAUGCUGAGAUCGAAGAGGAGACUUCUGUACGAAGGAGUGGUCUGCUGGAAGGCUGCAUCUGGACGACUAAAAGAUAUUCUGGCCCUCGUUUUGACAGAUGUGAUCCUGUUACUUCAGGAAAAGGAUCAGAAAUACUCAUUUGCUACAGUGGACCAGAAGCCAGCUGGCAUUUCGUUGCAAAAGCUCAUUGUCAGGGAAGUAGCCAACGAAGAAAAAGGAAUGUUCCUCAUUAGUGCUUCUGAUGAAGGCCCUGAGAUGUAUGAGAUCCACACCAAUUCCAAGGAGGAGCGUAACACUUGGAUGGCAGUAAUCCGGGAUGCAAUAGACAGAUUCCCAAUAGAAGAGACAGCCCUGGAUGAAGAUCAGCAACAGGAUGAGAAAAGAGCAGCUCGAAUCAAAGAGCUCCAACAGCGCCUGAGUGCAAAGGACGAGGUGCUGAAGCGCACUCUGAGUGAGAAGCUGGAAAUCUUCAGUGAUAUAGCAGAAAUCCAGGGGUAUCUGGACGCAGGAAGGUCACGUGUGCUGCUUCGAGCUGAUGGCCUGGAGUCUCAGCGAGAUUCCACACUCAAUGAUGCACUGAAAGAAGUCGAAAACCUUCAGAAUCUGAUUGCUGCUCAGCCCACUGAUGUAAGCUGGCAAUUGGAUGACAGCUUAGGGUCCUCAGCGUUGCCACGACGAGCAGAGACUUUCGGAGGCUACGACAGCAGUUUAGCCAAUCCAAGCAAAGAUGGCUCCAUCAAAAGGAAGUCAAAUACGCUCUCUUCCAGCAGCGAGUUGAAGGCGAAGGAGAAAGCUGGAUCUCUGGCAAGUUCUGAACCUCAACUGCAGGACAUGUGCAGUGACAGUGAAAGUGGAUGGAUGGUUCUGAUUGCCCAAUACGACAGCUACAUUGAGAUGCAGCGAUGCACAGGCGCAAGUGGAGAACGAGACAGGCAGUCCCGCCUUCCAGCCUCGCGCGGGAGCCUACUCCUGGAGCAGGAGAAGCAGCGGAAUGUCGAGAAACAGCGCGAGGAAUGGGCUAAUGUGCAGAAGCUGCAGAACCAGGUGCGGCAGGAACAGCAGAAAUGGGAGCGGGAUCGCGAGCGCCAGAAGCGUGAGCUCGAUGCUCAGGAGGCUCGGCUCCAGGAACGUGAGAAAUCCUUGCAGCAGCUGACGGAGCGGUUAGCCCACGACAAGGAAGAGUUGGAACGACAGCGGCAGGAAUACCAACAGGACCUGGAACGUCUCCGAGAGUCCCAGCGAACGGUGGAAAAAGACAGGGAACGCCUGGAGCAACGACAGCGGAAGCAAUUAAAACACAACACAGUCCUGUUUCCAACAGAACCUGGGCAGAUCCCAGGCUUUCCUCCUGUUGAUGGAGACCGAAUGGAAGUGACCCCCAUACUGUUGAAUGAAGGAGGAAUGGCCCAGCAAAGCCUGAAGUACCAUGGCCAGCCGAGUGUGGUGGUGGCAGAACUCGGUGAGCGGUCUGCUGACACUCCACUUCAGAGGGAGAACAGCACUGCCUCGAUGUUUGCGAGAACUGAGAAUAGAUCUUCCCUUAUCCCAAAGACAGACGUACCCAUCCACCUCCUGAGUGCCACCAAUCAAAUCCUGAAACAGACUGGAGUGCAGCAGAAAAUUCCCACCAAACUUGCCACCUUGAAAGGAGGCAAGGAGAAGAGUGGGAAAGGAAAGGAUCGACAGUCCUCCAUUUCAGGCAUGGCCUCUUUCUCAACUCCACAUGGCACAGGGUCAGUCAGUGGAGACGUCCAGCAAAACAACCCACUGAAGUUCCUCACCAAGGAUGAUGGGACACUGAGAGGCAGGAGAUCCUCAAGUCCGGUGAUAUCAAGCAGCCAAAGUUUCUCCCACCAAGAAUCCUCGGUCCCUGUGGAUGUUCAGCGCGAGCCACAGCAAGUGUUAAGCACGUCAACAACAAGCGGAAAUGCACAGCCCCAGAGUGCGCCAGUGACUCAACAGCCAACACCACAGAGAGUGCAGGAUGAAUCUGGCACUGAAAUCAUUUUCUUCUGAACUGGACUGACAGCCGAAGAAGAUCCAGUGCAGUCAUUGGCAGACACGGGAAGCCCAGAAACUCUCACAGUAACGAAUAGGGGGAGAGAGGGAGCUGCUUGGCACUGAUGAUGGAAAUGGAAACAGUUUGAAACAUUGCCAGUAAUCUCCCAGACAAGUGUACUUGAAUUGCGCUCGAAACUGAGAGGGGCCCAAUGUUAGGACCGGAACCUGACUGUCUGGCACAUCAUUACCAGCAACAACUUGUCUUUAUCUCUACUAUUUCUGGGAGGGAGGGUCUUUCUUUUAGAAACCAUCAUGACUGUUGCACAUGUCUCUUGACCUGUUAUCAGGAGAUUUAGUCUGGAUGUUACUGCCACUCAUGUUUGAAAGUGUGCGCAGUAAUUAAGGGUGUUUUUGCCAGUGCGAGUCACAAUUGGACACUGGAUCUGCGAGAUGUGGCAGAAUGGGGGUUGCUAUGGACUGUCCACACUUCCCUUCCCUCUCCCCUCCCCCUUGCUGAAUUUGCAAACACAAUACAUACAACUUUUCUAACAGUAGGGACUGCUGAAUAGAAACCCCUUUCCAUGUGUCAGAAAUUGGGAAUGUCUUUAGGGCAGUAAUUUUUUUUUAAUGAUUCCAUGACUUUUUAAAAAAUGUGUUUUUAAUUCAUCCGAUGGGGGUGGGGGGUGGUGCGGGGGCGCAUGUUAUACUGCAAUGAUAUGCAAUGCCAGGGCAUGUGCAUCCCAGCUGGAGGACAAUACAUCGAAUUAGCACGGGGGAUAUCUCCUGAUUAUUUGAUGGCUGAUUAAGGUGCUGAGGGAGUUGAGGCAGAAGACAGUGAGAAGUUUGGAUUUGGGUAAAAAAGAACUUCACUGGGUAUUCCAAAAUAUUAUCGGAGUUCUGUUAAAAUCACUGAUCUUUUCUGUAAUGAUUCACUUGCUCUGUUGGUUAAUGGUAUUUGGGGGGGACCAAUUAUGUUGAGCAAUUAUUUUGUAAUCUGACCUUUUGUAGCCAUAAGAAAUCUACUGCUAAAGCGAGACAGUGGGAUUCUUGAAAUUGGCCAAGCUUUUGCCAUGGAUCAAAGAGAAUAUCGUGGAGAUUUAUUUGGUGGUUUUAUUCCUGUGUAGGGAGUGGAUAGGUUGACUCUAUUCUAGAUCACGAUUGUAUAGACUGAUUUAGGUGGAGUAUAUUUUAAAUUCUUAUUUCAUUAUGUUGGAGCUUUGUCAAACUAACCAAUGACAUCCAAACCCCAGAAAUGAUUUUUUUCUUUCCUUUUAUUUUUGUUUGGAUUUCUCUCGUUUGCUUUUUGAGGUUGCAGUACUCACCUGAGUCACUCGGGCUUUUGUGAUAGAGAACUGAAGCUGUGACAGAAACAGCAGGUCCUGUUCACACCUUGGGUGUGAAGGUUUUGACAUGAGAUAAUGACUAAGCAUAUCAGUAACAGGAAAUGCUUUUGCCUUUUAUUGCCAGCGUUGGAAGCCAAAAGUUUUAUGAAGCAUCUGUGCAUGGGCACAUGAGGUGGUCUCCAUGGUGGCUCUCCAGGUCAGGCCCUGAAUAAGUCAUCAACUGUUGACCAUUGUCUACUGGGAUAGUGAGACUUGUAAAGCGUGUAGUGACUGUUCUUGAAUUUCUGAGUUUGCAACCUCUUACUAGCCAAAAUUAUCCUUUGACCCAAAACACGGAGUCUGUCUGUCUGUCUGUGACUGGCAUAACAGGAAAGAAGCCAAGAAACCAAGAAGCAAAGUGAAAAUAAUCAGAGGUCAUGCAGAAAUCAAAAGCCAGGAGCAUAGAUAGAACAAGCAAUGGCUCAGUGCUGCUUCAGGUACCCAUACCAAUCCAAGCCUCUUGUUCGGUCUUCAUGUGUAGUGUUGUUAUGUGAGAAUAGCAUAGUUAAACAUAUUUGGGUAAAGAUCAUUUGGCCCAUUAAAUGUUAUCUUUCAGGACUGUGUGCAUUCUGGGCUGUCUGUGUAGUUUACAUAUGCCUUUUGUUCAGUGUUGUUUGUCUUUCCUGUCCUGAAACUCUUGUCUCUUCCUGUGGUUAAGGUCCCACCAGCUACCCAUCUAGCAUCUCAGUAAAGCAGCCAUUCUCUUUGUGAGAGUGGCAGGAGACUCUCCUACUGUGGAUCCUGUCUUCAGUCCUUGUACUGUCCAACAGAGAUCAUCGGAGGUGCAAAGCUUUCUUUAAUCCUUUUUAAAGUUAGGGAAACACCAAGGCUCAUUGUAAUGUUCUCCCUUCCCAACUGGCUCAGUCUCCGUACAAACUUAACAAUUACAUCUCACUUUCACUGAGCAGUCUAACUUACAUAAUAGGUCCUCUGUACCAUCUCCUGAAUAGAUUGCUGCUAAAAAAGGGUUUUGUUUAAUGCUGUCAAAUGCCAAUGAAUGCAAAUUAAAGGGCACAAACCAAAUUUAAUGAUGUUAACUUCUUGUUUGUGCAUGUAUUUUUACAGAUAUAUCUUGUACAAAUGUACAUCUCCUUUCAAUACGUCUACAAGCAGCCUGUUAAUUUUCACUCCAAAAUAUGGGGAAUGUAUUAGCUGCAGUGUGCCUUACUAGUUUAUUCCUAUUAGGUUUAAGGGACUUGCUUUUGUUGGUUGCAUUGAUAUGAACCAGUAAAGGGCUAUUGAAGUCAGCAGGCCAAGCCUGGGCUAUUCCGAGGUUGUUUCCUCUGAGAAAAUGCAAAAGGAAGUAUUGAGUAUUCCUCCAAUCAGUGCUGAAUUGUUGAUUUUAAGGUUUACAGGUGUUAUGUGAGGAAAUAGCCUCCAAUUCCACAUAUUUAAUACAACAAACCAAACAGGUCUGCAUUGUCUCUGAAGAGUCUGGGUUGUGAUGUAGAUGCUAUCAGGACAGGUUCAAACAAACAGGCUGUGGAGGGCAGAGAAAACCGUUGAACUGGAGCUUCUGUGUGGAUGACAUAAGCUUGUGCAGAACGUAUGUGUGAAGUGUUCGUACUGAGAGUGGGAAAGCACCUUUCAGCUUCCGCUAGGAGGAAUGUGAAGAUAUUGAACUUUGCUGGCACAGUGGGCCUGAGGGAGGGACGGGAUCCAAUGGUUAGAUUUAAUUUGACUUCUCUUUCCCUGCAACCCCACUCCCAGGUGUCAUCUCCUCUCUUUCCCACCCCACUCUCCAUCUUAAAGCUCACCUAGCACAGUCAGGUCAAUGAGUUAAAGCUUUUAGUUUGGGCAGAGUUUGAGUCUGCAUAACCACUUAUUCUCAAAAUAGAGUUUUUCCCAACCCUAGUCUGAUUCCAGAAAGUUAUUUUAGGCAGGUAAAAACACUUUUCAAAAUAUUGAGAAGAGAGUUAACCACUAGAAAUAUCUUAAACUUUUCACUUUUGAGUGGGUUCUUCCAAUUUGCACUGGAGCAUGGUUUCUUAUUCCAAUUUGUUUAUAGCUGGUUAUUCUGUCCGAAAUGUGUAGUAGUUAAAUUUUUUUAAGGUCACAGAGCACUUUAAUGCACUCUAAAUUGUUACUGUACUUUGUAUCUGAGGAUUAAGAAGUGGAAAUCAUGAAAAAGGCCAAGGAACGCAACCUCAAACAUUCCACCAAUGGAUGCAGUCAUGUGACUAUGGUCUGAUCACAUGAUAUCUUGGCCAUGUGAUGGGUUUCUUAGAGGUAACACACCUCUGUAUUAAUGGACCUAUGCAAUAUUCAGUCAUUUCCUGCAAGGCUGUGGGCUCAGCCCUGUUUAUUAUUUCAUGUCUUGUCACUAGGGACUCAAGUCUCCAUUCUAACACACACAAAAAUCAGUGCCAAUUGAACCUUGCUAGAGAUUUAGAGAUUACUUCUCUCAGAUGUUGAGGGAAAAGAUGUGUUAGGUUGGUUGAGAGGGACAGUGGUGGAGUGGAUAGUGUUCAAGGACAUUUAAUAUUGAUGGAGUUACCAGUCACUGAUGUUCUGGUUCCCCAUGGGCUCCAAGGAUGCCAUUCCUUUGGCACUCUGGCACCUGGUGUGUUGAGGCUCUGAGCUAGGGGGUCUCCUUAUUGCAAGUUUAAAUCCUGUAGGGUGAGUAUGUAGGGGCAGGGAGUGAGAUUGUUGAUUGAGUUUCAAUGAAAUUCUGUUCAUUGUGAAAUCCUUUUGAGCACCUUAUUGCUACAUGCCAGGAGAUCUUGGUGUUAAUGGAAUUGGCUUUUGUUUUAGAAUCACACUUAGGAUUUUACUAAUUUCUAGAAGCAGUGGUUAAGCUGGAAGACUGGUUACUGAUGGGGAAAGCACAGUUUCCAGUCGACUCCCUCCAACGAUUACUUUGUCAGUACCUCGUUUUCCAGAGAGAGGCUCAAAUAAGAAUAUUACACAAUGCUAAUGAAUUCAAGCAUGGCUUUCCUUGUAAUUUUUCUCUCUCUUUAAAAGAAAUGGUGUAAAUUUGCCAAAGGAUAAAUUGAUUUGUUUUUAUCUCUCUCUCGGCUGCACACCUUUAAAAUCAAAAUCUGCUCUUGUGGCAGAAGAUUCAACCCUUUAGAGCUGCCAGCAAAAAUUCAACUCUCUCGACCCUCAGGCACAGGUCCUCGUACUCCGAGCCACCCAGAUAAGAUUCUUUGCCCGUAUCUGUUCUGUUCUGGUCUGUGCUGUCCUCAGUCUGGUCAGCCCCCAACGUACAAGUUGCAUUAGUGGUCACUAGCUAUGCUGGGGUGAAGUGGGGUGUAGUGGAAUCUAGAGCUGUCACCCCUCACCGCUGGGUGACUUCCAAUGAAAACCAGAGGCAGCUUGAGGUCAUACCCAGCCAACCUUUGCUCUUGAGUCUCCCCUCGGGUGUUGUACAAGAAUGAUGCCUGAUUACCGUGGAGUUGCAUCUUAAUAGGAGCCAAGGCAGGCAGAUUGGAUAAAACACCACCUUUUAUACGUAGAUGGCAGAAUGGAAUCUGGGGUAUCUCCAAGAGGGCUAUGCAGAGAGCAUGAGACACUUUGAUAUCCCUGCAGUACUUCAAAUAAUGAGAAAUAUUACCAGCCUUCCAAGUGAACCAAUUAGCAAUCCAGCAAACUGACAAGUAACCUGUCAUUGCAUCAGCCCAUCUCCACUACAUUCAGUAUUAAUGCUAAAUCUGAUGAUGGCAAAGCAGCUGUGUUACUGCAGUUAAGGCAGUGUGACCUUAAGGUCUCUGUGCUUCCUGAUCACCAUGUGCAGGCUAGGCAUGUUACUGUUGUCUCUUGUGUUUCUGGGGUUUAGUGGGGGUAUGUGGAGAAAGGGCUUCCCCCUGCUGAUCACCGACAAGAAACGCCUGCUGUGCUAUUGAGCAAGGCCAUUCAGCAAAUGACCAUCCUGUUGGAGCUGCCUUGUCUGCUUGGGAGAGAAGUGACUGGGGUUUAGGUGGGUAUCCAGCUGUGACCACACAUUGGUGUCUCCAGAAAAUGUUGAGAGAAAAUUGGCAGAGUGCACAAGCUGUCUUCCUAAUGUGCACAAUGUCCCUCCUAAUCCUGUGUAACCACCCCUACAACCACAGCUAAUACAGUAAAGACUCAGGUCCUGGACUGUUGUUUAUAGUGUAAAAUCAUCAGAUUCUGUUUAGACUACAACAUUUAGUGAAAAGGGUUUGGGGGUGGGUGGGGUUGAAGUAUUAUUGAUUUUGAUUGAUCAUGUUAGGCUGUAUACAUUGUACAUAGUUUCAGAUCUGUCCUGUCACUGACUGCCAGUAACUGUGUUGACAGGACCUUGUAGUUAAUUUUGUUACAUGUUGUAAAAUUUAAAUGGGAAAAGAAACUGUUGAUAUUCUGUCUGAAUUGUGCACCUCCAAUGUCUUUAAAGAAUUGUAAACAAGAUUGUAGCACAUCGAACAAUUUGUUUUUAUGAUGGAUCAUUAUUCUUGGCAAUAUAAAGAGCUGCCUAGAACGGACCUGAUACCAGCAAUAAAGAAAAAUCCUUGUUUAUAUUCA